Molecule: messenger RNA, 990 nt
Organism: Camellia sinensis
Lineage: Eukaryota; Viridiplantae; Streptophyta; Magnoliopsida; Ericales; Theaceae
Source: RefSeq, a predicted model, not a curated record
AUGAAGGAGUUAGGUGAUAUUACCUAUUUUUUGGGCAUUUCAGUUGUCCAUUCUCCUGCAGGCUACUUCUUAUCUCAGUCUAAGUAUGCUCUUGACAUUCUUGAUAAAGCUGGCUUAACCAACUGUAAACCUUGUGCUGCUCCUAUGUCUGUUAAACCCUCUUCUAUUGCUUCUCCUUCAGUUCCUUUUUCUCAGCCGUCUCUUUAUCGGAGUCUUGUGGGCGCUCUGCAGUAUCUUACCAUCACCCGACCUGACAUUGCUUUUGCUGUUAAUCAUGCUUGCCAGGCCAUGCAGUCUCCUUCUGAGGCUGAUUUUGCUGCUGUUAAACAUCUUCUUCGAUAUUUGAAGGGGUCUCUUUCUCACGGCUUGCAGUUUGCUUCGGGUUCUCUUGAUCUUUUUGCCUUUUCUGAUUCAGAUUGGGCUGGCUGUGUAGUUGAUCGUCGGUCUACUACGGGGUAUUGUGUCUUUUUGGGCCCCAAUCUGAUCUCUUGGUCCGCUAAAAAACAACCCACCGUCUCGCGUUCAUCCACUGAAGCUGAGUAUCGUGCUUUAGCCCAGGUGGCUGCUGAGCUUUGUUGGCUUCAAAUGCUUUUAUCUGAACUCAAGGUUCCUUCUUGUUGUCCUAUUAUUUGGUGUGACAAUUUAUCUGCUAUCUCGCUCAGUUCUAAUCCGGUGUUUCACGCUCGUUCUAAGCAUAUUGCUGUGGACUAUCAUUAUAUUCGUGAACGUGUUGCUGCUAAACAGGUUGUUGUUCGUCAUAUUUCUUCUUCUGAUCAGCUGGCUGAUCUUUUUACUAAGCCUCUCCCUGUGUCUCGCUUUCAAUUUCUUCUAUCCAAGCUCUUGCCGUCGUCCCCUCCUCUGAGCUUGCGGGGGCAUGAUAAGAAUACAGUUCUGCUGCAAGAACAAGAAACCAAAGAUGAGUCAGCUAUUGCACCAUCACAGCAGAGCAGAGUACAUCGACUCUCAGCAUCUCCAGCAGCACCAGAUUAA